Messenger RNA from Toxoplasma gondii ME49, 2463 nucleotides. Its product is annotated as peptidyl-prolyl cis-trans isomerase, FKBP-type domain-containing protein. The record is from RefSeq and is a predicted model, not a curated record. The coding region runs from base 555 to 1841 and encodes 428 amino acids. Gene Ontology annotation, cellular component: nucleolus; chromatin. NCBI's taxonomy places the organism in Eukaryota, Apicomplexa, Conoidasida, Eucoccidiorida, Sarcocystidae. The transcript is spliced from 3 exons. Gene Ontology annotation, molecular function: peptidyl-prolyl cis-trans isomerase activity; macrolide binding.
UCUUUCCUUCGUACUUUUCCAACUGUCUUGUGCGUUUCGCGGACGCAAGAAGCAGGAGUGCGGCGCCUUGCAUUUGUGAUUUCCGGUCUUUUCUCGACCAAGUCGCUGCUCCGAGUCACAGAGAAAGAGAGAGAAACGGAGACCCAGCAGCGCGAGAGCGUCGAGAGCGCCGAUUGGCUUGUCGCUGCACAGUCGAGAAAUUCUGGUCACUUCAUAAAAACCUAUUUCAAAGAAGAACGGGGAAAUAGAAGAAGAAGAAGAAGGAGAAGAAGAAGAAGAAGAAGAAGAAGGACUGAGGAGACAGAGGCAAGUGUCGAGGGCGAAAGAGGCUCGUUGAUGGAGACAGAGGUCAUAAGAAAGGCGGAGUCAGAGUGGCACAACGAGAGGAGCUGCGACUAUCUUCUUCGGCUUCCCUUAGAUUUGAACGGAACGUGGAACAGAUCCUCCUAGACAAAUCCUUUUGAAGUCCCAAGACCCUUUCCUCUCAACAGAGGAGACGCGCUGCUCAGUGGCGGCAAAAGCACUCGAAGCUCAAGGAGAAAAACUUUUCUAAAAUGGCGUUGUGGGGUCCUGUGAUCUCUCUUUCCUCCUCGUCCGCCGCUGUCUCCUUCAAUGCGGAGCAAGGACGUCUGUGCUUCACUGGGGCUUUGCUAGUUCCUCUUCAUGUGAAGGACGGAAAAGACGCGGUCGAGCCUCCGCCACGCGUUCUCUUGAGUGUACGUACACUCCGUCGGCAGGUCGCCUCGCCUCUUAUGGUUCUCGACGGGCGUCGCAUGCAGGCGAGGUGCAAAUUGUUGUUCGAGGAAGAUGCAGAGUUCUCGGCAAAGCUGUUGUCUCCUGGACACACAGACAAGUGGGGUGUCCAGCUCCUAGGAGACUCGGCUCCUCAUCCAUGCGACUGCUGUGACCUCAGUGAAGACGAGUCUGAAGAAGAAGAAGAAGAAGAAGAAGAAGAAGUGACAAGGCUCGAAGGGAAGAAGAGAAAGAGGAGUGCUGUGGAGGAGGUUGAAGCCGGCGAGGUACCUACGCUGAUUCCGGCGACUUCUGUGCACCAGACGGCAGCGAAACAGAGACAAGAGCAGAGAGCGAAGGAAGAGGCAACUCCGGCAGGGAAAGCGAGGAAGACAGACCAAGGAAACCCACGGUUUCUCGUCCCAACGCUGUCAGAUCCCAUUGCCUCUCUGCCUUCUCUCGCCGACCAACUUUCGUCUUCGCCGCGAGAAGAAGAGACACCUGUCUCGAAGCAGAAGAAGCUCGCGGGCAAGACGCCGGAGUCUGGAAGCGCGAACAAGAACGCGCGAGAGCAGCGGGUCGCAGCCAGCAGUUCCUCUGGAGUUCCCUCACAAGAGAGACACAAAGAGCAGCCGAACAAGAGUUCGAAGGACGCGAACGCAUCGGGUGUGAAAGACCGGAAGACCCAGAAACGAGACGAAAAACAGGGUGCAGCGCAAAGGAGCCCUGCGGUAGAGGGGUCCGCCCAACUGAGCGUAGGAAGCCGUGUGUCUCUGCCUUCUGGAGUCUCCUAUGAGGUUGUGUGUCUUCCCUCGGGCGGUUCAAAGGGGAAGAAAGAGACGGCGAGUCCUGGGGACCGUGUGUCGAUCCAGUACAAAGGACUGCUGGCAAAGAAUCUCCGACGCUUCGAUAGUGGGAGAAUCAAGUUCGUUCUCGGAAGAGGCGAAGUCAUCAAAGGCAUGGAGCUCGGCGUCAAGGGCAUGCAGUUGGGAGAGGCGCGCAGACUCCUCAUCCCCAGCGCUCUAGGGUAUGGCAGACGCGGAGCGCCUCCCGCAAUCCCGCCCAACAGUGACCUCAUCUUCGAGUGUCGACUGAUGAGUCUCGGGUGAAGCGAAUGCAAAAUAAGCGUCGUCGAUCCCUCCAGUUCUGCAGCAAACGUGAAUCCCGGUGGCGUACUGAAGUAAAGCCAUACUUUGGCUGGCCUUCGACACGGUCCAGCAGGGUGACGAGGACGACUUCCAUAGCAACUACACAGAGUGUGGGUGUUUGAAGCAAAGGGUGCGGGGGCGACAGAGAACAGGUGGAUAAAUCGGAAAAAAACGAGAGAAAGAGAGGACCCAGGUGCAACGCAUGAAGCGGAGGACACACUGAAAGCAGCGCGGAAGGAUUCAACAGGCUCUAUAGUAUCUUGUCACUCCAGACGCACAUUUUGUGAACGCGCAGUUCACAGAUUUUUCAGCUAGAUAAUUUCCAGUGACGUGCUCGCGCAUGUUGUAAACGAAGUCCGUAAUCGCCACUUGUUCUGCGGGUGUGGGCGAUCCCAUCGUUUUGCCUUUGCUUUAGACUGCUAAUUUUUGUCGCUCUCUGUCCAGGAGAGUGUGCUCGAGUCUUGAUUAGUCAUGGGUUUCUCUUCAGUUUCUUCUGCGCCUCGACUCUCCAACGAGACGAGAUGGAUUUUCCUCUCGGUGGGGGCAUUGCUUCCUGCCUCGUCACUCAAACUGGAACGACUGC